AUGGCGAUCAUGCGGUGUGUACAAUUGGAUCCAAGCAGAUCAAUGACAUUUGAUGAAUUCAAAGCAUGGUUACGUAGAUACGAUGACAACCAUGAUGGUCGUAUAAGCCAAGAAGAAUUCAAAGAGGCGCUUCAUGGUUUGAAGGUAUGGUUUGGGAGUUGGAAGGCCAAAAAGGGGAUGACAUUUGCUGAUUCUGAUGGCAAUGGCACUAUCGAUAGUGCCAACGAGAUGGAGAAGCUCGUGAAGUUUGCACAAAAACAUUUACACAUGAAAAUAUAUGAUCGUUAG
Messenger RNA from Lactuca virosa, 288 nucleotides. NCBI's taxonomy places the organism in Eukaryota, Viridiplantae, Streptophyta, Magnoliopsida, Asterales, Asteraceae. The record is from the annotation of a GenBank genome assembly.